Molecule: messenger RNA, 768 nt
Organism: Spodoptera littoralis (African cotton leafworm)
Lineage: Eukaryota; Metazoa; Arthropoda; Insecta; Lepidoptera; Noctuidae
Source: the annotation of a GenBank genome assembly
AUGACCGUCAAGAUGUCUAGGGACAUUCAACUGGGCUGUUUAUUGUUGGUUAUCAUGCUGAGUGCCACCGCAGGUGCGAUCAAAGGCCAUUGCAAUCGAGAAGAGGAUCUGCUCCAAAGGUGUUCUAUGGCUCUACCAGUGCUCAGUUCACCAGAAAUAUCUUUCGCACUCACACGAGAGGAACUGGACAAAAGCUGCGUUGAACUUCGAAUGGGAAUAAAAUGCAUAGAUAACUACACAAACGUCUGCAUGGAGAAACAUGAGCAAGUCGUAUUCCGUCGUAUAUACGCUGGUAUUACGGACGUGGUACAAGAAUUGUGCACUAGGGGACCAUAUCAAGAUGAGUACUUAAAACAUGCUGAUUGUGUGAAGACCGUCCGAUCAGAUUAUGAAACUUGCAGCAAGAACUAUGAAGUAACGCUGAUGACGUUGGGUAGUCAUCAGCAAGGAGACCAAUAUCAGACAGAUCAAGCAGUGACCAGCCAUGAAGAUCAUCUCAGGACAGUUUGUUGUUCAUUCCAAGAGUACCUGAUGUGCUCAGAACAGACGGUGCAGAGGUCCUGUGGCGACGAAGCAGCAUUGUUCACUAGCGCUUUUCUCAAGCGAAUGGCGUCUAACAUUAUUAAGAAUUUCUGCUUCGAAUACAACAGGCAAGAGUGUGGACUACCGGACAAGGGAUCACACAUCUCCCAUAGUGUUCUAUUACUCAGUGUUGCAAGCCUAACGCACUUAGCAUUUUAUGCAUCUGGCAAUUUAGUUCCAACGUAA